This is a messenger RNA of Trichomycterus rosablanca, 2083 nucleotides long. RefSeq names its product septin 10 (gene septin10). Gene Ontology annotation, cellular component: septin ring; septin complex; microtubule cytoskeleton. Gene Ontology annotation, biological process: cytoskeleton-dependent cytokinesis; intracellular protein localization. Gene Ontology annotation, molecular function: GTP binding; molecular adaptor activity; GTPase activity. The transcript has 10 exons. NCBI's taxonomy places the organism in Eukaryota, Metazoa, Chordata, Actinopteri, Siluriformes, Trichomycteridae. The record is from RefSeq and is a predicted model, not a curated record. The coding region runs from base 63 to 1352 and encodes 429 amino acids.
UCUUCCAUGUUGGUACUUUUUUAAAAACAAUUUGUAGAAAUUAGACUUGUUUGGUAUACACCAUGGCUUCGUCUGAUGUUGCUCGGCAGGGGGAAGGAAAUGCCCAUCCGUUAUCCCUGUCUGGUCAUGUAGGCUUUGACAGCUUACCAGACCAGCUGGUAAAUAAAUCCACCAGUCAAGGCUUCUGCUUCAACAUCCUGUGCAUAGGUGAAACGGGUAUUGGUAAGUCCACUUUAAUGGACACACUGUUCAACACCAACUUCGAGAACUUUGAGUCGUCACACUUCGAGCCACGUGUAAAACUCCGUGCCCAGACGUACGACCUACAGGAGAGCAAUGUGCGCCUCAAACUCACCAUAGUCAACACUGUGGGCUUUGGAGACCAGAUGAACAAACAAGAUAGCUACCAACAUGUGGUGGAUUACAUUGACACCCAGUUUGAGUCCUACCUGCAGGAAGAGCUGAAGAUCAAGCGCUCUCUGCAUAACUACCACGACUCACGCAUUCACGCCUGCCUGUAUUUCAUUGCUCCCUCUGGUCACUCGCUGAAAUCCCUAGACCUCGUCACCAUGAAGAAACUAGACAGCAAGGUAAAUAUAAUUCCGGUCAUCGCCAAAGCGGACACCAUCUCUAAAAGUGAGCUGCACAAGUUUAAGAUUAAAAUCAUGAGUGAGCUUGUCAGUAAUGGGGUGCAGAUCUAUCAGUUCCCCACCGAUGAUGAGACUGUCUCCAAGAUUAACAGCGCCAUGAAUGGUCAUCUCCCAUUUGCAGUGGUGGGGAGCACAGAGGAGGUGAAGAUUGGAAAUAAGAUGGUAAAAGCACGCCAGUACCCCUGGGGUGUGGUACAAGUGGAAAACGAAAACCACUGUGACUUUGUGAAGCUGCGCGAGAUGCUGAUUUGUGUGAACAUGGAAGAUCUAAGAGAGCAGACACACACUCGCCAUUAUGAGCUCUACAGACGCUGUAAACUGGAGGAGAUGGGCUUUAAGGACACAGAUGCUGAUAGCAAGCCUGUCAGCCUGCAGGAGACGUACGAGGCGAAGCGUCAGGAGUUUUUGCUGGAGUUGCAGAGGAGAGAGGAAGAGAUGAGGCAAAUGUUUGUGCAGCGUGUCAAAGAGAAAGAGACAGAACUAAAGGAGGCUGAGAGAGAGCUGCAGGGCAAGUUUGAGCAGCUGAAACGUUUGCAUGCAGAGGAGAAGAGCAAGUUAGAUGAUAAGAGGAAGACUCUGGAGGAUGAGAUGAAUUCUUUCGGUAAGAAGAAGGCAGCGGCUGAGCUCCUGCAGGGCCAGUCGUUCACCUCCAACUCAAACAUCAAGAAGGACAAGGACCGUAAGAACUCUGGGUUCAUGUAGGACGAUGGAGACUAGAUCCAUUGCAGCUGCAAUGGCCAAUAAACUGAAACUGACCAGAUGUUUUCACCAUCCUGCAAAGAACUAUUAUGCAGCUUUUGUAUCACUUUUUUUCUAUUGUUUUUAUUAUUUGAUUAAAUCAGCAGGACUGCUGUGUUGUAUCAGUUGUAUAACAGUAUAUAUUUUAUAUUUCCUUCACUAAAUGUUUUACCUGUGUUUGAGUUGCCACAAGGGGGGUUAAACAUGUUUAGGUUGUAAUACAUAUUUGUAUUUUGGAUCUAAGUGCCUUAGGAAUGAAUUAUUAGUGCCUUAUUAGUGUUCCUACAUUACGUAAACUGGUUCUGUAAGACUCAAGUGGAUUCCUUGGACACCACAUUGCUGUUGUUGUGAUGGAGUAUUCUCUGAAUAUUAUUAGCUGGGGAUUUAAGACACAGACCUGCAGAAUUUAGAUUUUUUGCCAUCAAAUGUAAUGCUGACAAAGCUGUUCAUGCUAAUGUUGAGGAGCUGACUUUCUGUACAUCGUCGGGUACAUCAGUGUGUUUUUACGGAGGAGCACAAUUACUAUGCAAUAGACUCUUGGUUCCAAUAAAUUUGGAAUGUUUUUUACCAUUACAAGCCAAGCUUUUUUUCCUUCACUAAAAUUUUUCAAAAAUGUAAUUUGUAUUUGAAGUGUAUUUAUCUACGUCGUGUAUGGGGAAAAGUACAAUAAAGCAUGAAUAAAGUUUGAAUAGAAA